AUGACGUCGCCUGCGAACCAUCAAAGUUCGAUUCCGGCGACCAACACCUCUGCGACCACGGCGUCUUCUUAUGCCUCCGCUGCAGGUGCGCCCAAAAAGUCAUCUCAAGCGCCGCUGGUUGCGACCGGCUCUCAAGCUCCAGUCGUCGUCGGUUCUGCCUCUGCCUCCGCGGCGCAGAAUGCAAAGACGGCUACUCUGACAUCUGUAAACGGCAAACCAGUCGUCGCUCCUGCUGUCCCUGCUGUUGCCCGCGGUAGCCUUACCAACGGUUUCAGCGUGGACCACACCAGAAAAAGCUCCGUCACCAUGGCUGCCAACGGCCCCAACUCUUAUGCUGCCAAAAGUGGUGCCAAACCUGGAAUCCAGUUUGGCUUUGAUUCUCCCGCCAUGGCUCAUAGUACUCCUCAGACGGGAAGUGCUGCGCCCAUCCCCAUCCCUGGGGCUGGAAACCAGCGUGUUCCUUCCCCGGCUCAUUCUCCCUCUCCGAUCCCUCAGCCAUCAGCCAGCGGCGGUCGACCGCCCUCUGGUCUUCAGCAACCUAGCGGUCAGAUGACUUUUGGAAGCCUUAGCAGCGACGGGGAGCGCCACAUGAGACAGGGUUCCGUGCCUUCAAACACAAAUGCCAUGGGGCCCCAACCUGGCGCUCACUUUCGACGCGAAUCGAGCCACUCCGUACAGAGUGAAAACAGAGGCAACUUCCCUCCCCAAGGAGGGCGCGGCCGAGCCUUUACUCACAACAAUCAGUAUAACAACCAGAUGGGCUAUCCUCCUAACAAUCAGUUUCGCAAUGGCCCUGGGCAGAGCCGCGGCAUGCCUCCGUCCUUUCAACCCCAGCCUCGCAACAUGGCAUACCCCAACUCUCCGCAACCAGCCCGAAGCCCGGCCCUGGUACCGUCGAUGCCGAAUACCCCAAACAUGGCUCCUGCCACGGUGCAAUCCAGUAUGCCCAUGCAGACGCCGCCUCAGUACCACUACCCGCCUCCUAUGGCGCCUCAGCAUCAACAAAAUUAUGGUUACCCCCCGCAGCAAAUGGAUCAAUACGGACGACCUAUCUCUAUGCCCUAUAACUACAACAAUGUACCGCCGUACAUGGGGCCUCCUCAAGCUAACUCUCCAGGUUAUAGCCAACCCUUUGCGCCUGCGUACCAUCAGCAAAGCCACCCCAUGUCCCGGAGCCCGUCACAGCCAGAACGGCCAUCGAGCGCCAACCAACAGACGCAACCACUUAUCGUCAGCUCCUCCUCUCAGCCCACCAACACCCCUGGCAAACCCGCCAACAAUUUUGUCAAGCCCAGGAAGAGUGCGGCCAUUCAGAUCAAGAACGCCGCGGGCGAAGUCGUCGACACAUCGACCUUCAAGCAACCGGUUUCCCCCGCCCCCAGCGGCCAGCAGUCCAAAACUCCUCCUGCCAUUGCUUCUACUCCUACCCCACCCCCCAAGUCUUCCACACCAUCACAUGGACGGUCUGAGAGUACCGCCACACCAAAGACUGCCAAAGAAAUUCAGGAUGAGCUGAAGGAGAAGAUUAAGCAAGCUACUCGAGUGGCUGCCAACGAGACGGCCAAGGCGAAGGAGCAAGCCGCUGCCAAGGAACCUGCCGCCGCUCCGGGCACCGCUCCUGUAGAAGCUUCUUCCUCUGUCUCCAAAGUGAAUCCCGACACUGUCAAAGACGCGUCUAGGAACGACGAAGCAACGAAGGUGGAGGACGAUGACGGGCCUGCAAAGCCGGCUGCCGAUAAUGCGGACCCUGACGAGGAUGAGAUUGAGCGCAUGAUUCGCGAAAUGGAGGAAGCUGACGCGAGGCGCGAGAAGGAGGAGGAAGAGCACCGAAAGCGAGCCGAAGCCGAGAAGGCGGCACAGAAGAAACAGGACGAAGAAAAUCGCAAGCUGACUGCCGCUGAGGAGGACCGAAAACUGCGAGAGCAGGAACGUGAAAUGGAGCGAUUAGAGGAAGAAAAGGAGCGACGUCAGAAGGAGGCCGAGUCUUCUGGCAAGGUCUUGUCGGUAGCCGAAGCUCUUGCGGCUGCACGCUCUGGCAAGGAUGCCGAAACCCUGAAUGUCGAGUCGGUCGUUGACAAACUAUCUGGCAUGAAGUUGGCCGACGACAAGACCGCCAGUGACGGUCCUGGCCAGAAGCGCGGAUCAAAGCCUGCUGCCCUCAACCUGGCACCACUCAUUACCAAGCCGGUUGAGCCACCUCAGCCCAGCGCCGCACUCCAGUCUCUAAAGUCAUCUCGGUUCCUGCAGGUCAUGGAUCAAGAUUUAUACCCGACCGGCAUUCGGUCUCCUAACCCUGCCCUCAACGCUGCUGUCACCAAGAAGGGCAAGAGCUUCAAGUACGAUGCUGCUUUCCUGCUGCAGUUCCAGAAAGUUUUUACUGAGCAGCCAUCGGUCGAGUUCCACCAGCAAGUCAAGUCGCUCAUCGGAGACCCCGACCGUUCUGCCCGUGCACAAACGCCUAGGCAGCCCUCUAACCGUGGCAGCGGCGGGUUCUCCAUGGGCACGUUCAACGCGCCUCCGCCAGGUCGUACCCUGCCACCGGGCACGUCCUCUGAGCAGCGCAUGGCAAUGUCCAGCGGUGCCAUGCCCCGACCUCCUGUCGGCUCCAUCGGAUCCUUCCGUGGCCCUGGCGGGGCAUUCCCGGGCACUGCCAUGUCACGCACGUCGUCGCAGUCCAGGGCCGGCGCCCCCAAUUCGCCCAGCGGCCGCCAGUCCAGCCGGUCCACUCGUGGUAGCCGUCGCGACUACAACGCCAAGGACGUCCAGGCUGCUAAGACCAUGCCUUUGACCGCUGGCCAAGACAUCAAGCCCAUAGCUGUCACUACCAAUGGCUGGAAGCCGACGAGCAUCGUCGGCAGCAAGGGGGGUGCUGCCGCCAUCACGGCUGUCCCUUCGGGCUACCUCGAUCCCGAAAUGGUUCAGAGAAAGGUCAAGGCGGCGCUCAACAAGAUGACGCCCGAGAAGUUUGACAGAAUCGCAGAUCAAAUCCUUGCCAUUGCCGGGCAGUCCAAGGACGAGUCGGACGGUCGUACACUGCGUCAGGUGAUCCAACUUACCUUUGAAAAGGCCACUGACGAAGCCCACUGGGCCUCGAUGUACGCAAAGUUCUGCAAGCGAAUGCUGGAGAACAUGAGCGCCGACGUCCGAGAUGAGCGCAUCAAGGACAAGAGCGGCAACGUUGUCAGCGGGGGCAACUUGUUCAGGAAGUACCUCCUGAACAGAUGUCAGGAGGAAUUCGAGCGCGGUUGGAGCACCAACCUGCCUCAGCCCAAGGAGGAGGAGGAGGGUGGCGGGGAAGACGGCGGCAAGAAGGCCCUCGGAGACGCCGCCAUGCUGUCUGAUGAGUACUACGAGGCUGCCGCUGCCAAGCGUCGUGGCCUCGGUCUGGUGCAGUUCAUUGGUGAGCUGUACAAGCUGGGCAUGUUGACGGAGCGCAUCAUGCACGAAUGCGUUCACAAGCUCGUCGACUACAAGGGCGUCCCCGACGAGGCGGAAAUAGAAUCUCUGAGCAAGCUGCUGCGCACCAUUGGUGGCAAUCUGGACUCGACGGAAAAGGGCCGUCACAUGAUGAACGCCUAUUUCCAGCGGAUCCAGAGCAUGGUUGACCUGCCCGAGCUGCAGAGCAGGAUGAAGUUUAUGCUCAUGGAUAUGCUCGACCUGCGAAAGGCGAACUGGAUGUCCAAGGAAGCCAACAAGGGCCCCAAGACUCUGGACGAGGUCCGUGCCGAAGCCGAGGCGGCGGCAGCCAAAGCUCAGGAAUCGGCUCGAAGCAGCACCCGCGGCGGACCUGGCGGCCGUCCGACCAUGGGCCGGGGAGACGCCCGCAACUUUUCCGGCGGCUACGCGCAACAGACGAGCAACCAGGUUGGCAUGGACGACCUUCGCCGUCUCAAGGGCUCUGCCAGCCGAACCACGAGCCAGAACCUGAUGCUCGGCCCCACGUCGAUGUUCUCGUCGCGCAGCAACAGCGGCAGACGUCUGGGACCCGGCGGCUCUUUGGGCCGCCCUGGCGAAGAAUCUGGAGCAUCGUCUCGCACCGGGACACCUCCCAAUCGUGACGGCACGUCCAACACCAACGCGUUCAGCUUGCUGGCGACCAUGGAUUCCGAACAUCCGGCCUCACCCCCCUCUGCAGGACCCUCUCCGGCCUUGGCCAAAGCUGUCCUUGACAGCGAGAAGAAGGAGAGCGAGUAA
This is a messenger RNA of Ustilaginoidea virens, 4194 nucleotides long. RefSeq lists its product as uncharacterized. Gene Ontology annotation, cellular component: eukaryotic translation initiation factor 4F complex. NCBI's taxonomy places the organism in Eukaryota, Fungi, Ascomycota, Sordariomycetes, Hypocreales, Clavicipitaceae. Gene Ontology annotation, molecular function: mRNA binding; protein binding; translation initiation factor activity. The record is from RefSeq and is a predicted model, not a curated record. The coding region runs from base 1 to 4194 and encodes 1397 amino acids. The transcript is spliced from 4 exons.